Ramularia collo-cygni is the source of this 1881-nucleotide messenger RNA. RefSeq names its product related to leucine permease transcriptional regulator. Bases 1 to 1881 code for a protein of 626 amino acids. The record is from RefSeq and is a predicted model, not a curated record. The transcript is spliced from 2 exons. NCBI's taxonomy places the organism in Eukaryota, Fungi, Ascomycota, Dothideomycetes, Mycosphaerellales, Mycosphaerellaceae. Gene Ontology annotation, cellular component: nucleus.
AUGGCCAGAGAUUGCGGCCCGUGCACGUUUUCGCACCUGACCCGAAUUCUAAUUCCAUCGCCGUCCGACUUCACCGUCACUCCACUCCCCUCUCCCUCACUGAUCCCUCCCUUCACCACAACGCGACACCGAACAACAUCAGAGUACCGCGCAUACUCACAACUCGACUUGGUCCCGUCCGUACCAAGUCUCCUGUUUCAUCCUCCCACGUACAACAUUAUUGCCAGCGCGUCUUGCUUCCUCCCCGUCUCACCGCCUCCUCCUGACGCGAAUUUUGCCUCGACGAUGACUGCAGAGCCUUCGUUCACGCCCGUAGUGGCGCGGCGCACCCUCAAUGCAAACUCGAGAAAGCCCGCAACACCGACUCAGUUUCCACCCGCUGUCGUUGAUUACGUACAACGGGCCUUCUUUGAAUACAACAGGCACAAAGACACGCCGGCGCUCAUCGGCAUUCACGACCACGACAUUCGGAAGAAGCUGGCGGAUACGGUCAAUGAGGCCGCCGACAACACGGGCAUGAUCCAGGUGCGCGACUGGUCAACGCACCCGCUGCCUCAUCAGCUCAUCCUUGCGGAACGCCAACAGGCGGCUCUUCUCAUCUCACAGAGCGCCAAUCUAGCUAACAUGAAUCAACAACCCACUGCAAGUCUGAUGAACCCAGACUAUGCCUCUUAUCAGCCCACCGCGAGUCUGAUGAAUCCAGACUACGCGCCAGGAGCCACGUCAAGGAAGAGAAAGUCCUCGGAUCAAGAAGUGACCGACUACAAUGGCCAAUCCGUCACGCCGCCGUGGAAGAAAAAGGCCGGCCAGGUGUCUCUAGCCGAGCGCAGUGCAGGCAAGAGUAAGAACCAGAAACAGAAGCAGGACAAGAAGCGCAACGACACGUUGUUUGACAACAGUAAAGAAGCGCUAGAAAGACGCCGACAGCGCUUCGGUCAGGUCUCGCCAGAUCAAUCCCCUCUCCGUUCCCCUCGUGAAGACCCUCAUAUGGCCGAUGCAAAUGCUGGACCAAUCGUGGGAACCUGUCAGACAAUCGAGAAGAACUACUUCAGAUUGACUGCUCCACCUGUCCCUAGUACAGUUCGUCCAGUGCCGGUCUUAGAGCAGGCAUUGGCCCACAUCAAGGCGAAGUGGACUGCCGACAAAGAUUAUGCGUAUGUGUGCGAUCAGUUGAAGUCCCUGCGACAAGACCUCACGGUGCAGCGCAUCAAGACAAAGUUCACAAUCAAAGUAUACGAGGUGCAUGCUCGGAUCGCACUGCAGAUGAAGGAUUUGGGUGAGUACAAUCAAUGCCAGACGCAGCUUCGUGCAUUGUACAAGCUGCGACUGGGCGCGAAUGGCAGCAGUGGCGGCAAGGAGGAUGAGUUUUUGGCCUAUCGCAUUCUGUAUUUGAUUUACACGCGCAACCGGGUCGACAUGAACAACAUGUUGGCCGAUCUAACCCCCGCAGACAAAAAAGGACCAUUUGUGAAGCUCGCACUUCAGGUGCGAGCAGCUUUGGCGUCCGGCAAUUACCACAAGUUCUUCAAGCUCUACAACGAUUCGCACGAGUCCGGCAUGGUACCAUAUCUCAUGGACAUGUUUAUCGAGAGAGAACGUCUCAGCGCACUGGCAGUGAUGGGCAGAGCCUACAAGCCCGACCUUCCCAGUGAAUUCGUCGCAAAGGAGCUUGCAUUCCAUCUCGAUAGCCCAGAUGAUUCGGUAUUUGACACCACGACGCUUCGGGCUUGCCUCGACUUUAUCAUCAAGCAUGAUGGCGAAUCCCUCUUGCAAGAAAAGGAUGGACAGUCCCGCUUUGUGGCCGGAAAGGCUGCCGCCAUCUUUGAGAAUGCAAGAAAAGCAGCAUUUGGCCAUACUGACAUCAAAGGUCAGCUGUCAUGA